Molecule: messenger RNA, 1133 nt
Organism: Rhodamnia argentea
Lineage: Eukaryota; Viridiplantae; Streptophyta; Magnoliopsida; Myrtales; Myrtaceae
Exons: 6
Coding region: 77-916 (279 amino acids)
Source: RefSeq, a predicted model, not a curated record
GCUGAACUACGUGACCGGAGCGACCCAGAGAAGAAGACGAUUGUCGCCAAUCUGAAGCGACUUCUGCCGACGAGCGAUGGCGGAAGUUUUCGUGGAGCUCGAGCAGGUUCUCAGGUCCAAAAAGGUGACAAUGACUCUUGAAGAAGCCAAUCUUCUGUCGGGAUGCAAGUCGAAAGCUUUGAACAGUUUCGCGUAUGGCUUUGCGUUUACCACUGCCAUCGCAUCGGCAGCUACAGGGAGGUUAAAUCCUUUGCUACGUGUUUGCCUGUCAGGAGGAUCCGCUUUUGCCUGUGGAGUAUGGAGAUUGUCUAAGUCAUUAGAUUCAUGUGCUGACCAUAUACUUGCACUACAUGGCAGUCGGAUGCAAGAGGAACUAGCAAAUAUCAUAGUGAGGAAAUAUCAUCAUGAUCCAGGCAAAAUACGGCUUCUAGCGAGGCAUUUCUAUUCGGAGCAAGUGUUCGACGAUUCCAAUUCAGAUCAACCAAGGUUGAGGUGGCGCUACCGGAAUAGUUUUGGCGAUGCUGCUGCUUAUGGCCAGUUGACCAAUGAGACUGACAUCCACAGUGGGAGGAAUCCACAGCUGGAUGAUUAUGACUUAAACAGAAAUAUGGGGAACAAUUCGUAUGGCAAUCCCCAGAAUGACUCCAAAACCAUCUCGGUUGACUUCCCAAGUAACUCUGACAUCGAAAGGGCAGACUCAGAGUUGAAGUGGAAUUCUGUGAGUAAAGCAACCAGCCUUUUUUCUCGGGCGAGCUAUGGAGUUGACGUGAUUGGCGACCCCCUUGAUUGUAUUUUUGGAGGUAUGAUGACAAAAGAGGAGAUUUGUCAUCCAGUGAAUAAAGUUCCUCCACAAAGCCACAGAAGAUCAAGGCGCAAACGUCGCACGCGACAGCUGGAGGUUUCUCUUAAUACUUAGCCUGAUGCAACUCUCUGCUGUUUGUAGUCUAGGGGAGGUUCAAGAUGCAGAUUCUUUUAAGCUGUUGAAGGUUUUUGAUGAGCCACAUGACCUUCGGCAUGUGGAAGGACUUAAUAAUUCAUUCAUGGGUAGAUUUUUAUUGACCUGGAGGUUCUCUUAUGUCUAAGGUUGCUGGACUGUACAGCAACUGGUGGUAGCUCUUCCCUUUCCGAUUUCA